Molecule: messenger RNA, 1302 nt
Organism: Tricharina praecox
Lineage: Eukaryota; Fungi; Ascomycota; Pezizomycetes; Pezizales; Pyronemataceae
Product: acyl-CoA dehydrogenase/oxidase
Exons: 3
Coding region: 1-1302 (433 amino acids)
Molecular function (GO): oxidoreductase activity, acting on the CH-CH group of donors; flavin adenine dinucleotide binding
Source: RefSeq, a predicted model, not a curated record
AUGUCGCUGCUUAACAUCCCGCCGCUCGUUGCCGAUAAGAUCUCGCCGUAUGCGAAGGAGCUGCUGCAGAAGGUCGAGGCGUUUAUCGAGGAAGAAUGUCAGCCGGCCGAGAAGAUCCUCGAUGCGCAGAUGCCCAGCGACCCGCGUCAACGGUUCCUGAACACAUACCCGAAGAUCAUCGACACGCUCAAGACGAAAGCGAAGGCUUGGGGACUAUGGAAUCUUUUCCUGUCGAACAUCCACUACCGCGAGGGUGUUGCUCUCUCGAAUCUCGAGUAUGCACUCAUGGCGGAGAUGCUGGGGCGCUGCCACAUCGCCUCCGAGGCGAUGAACUGCUCUGCACCUGAUACCGGGAACAUGGAGACGAUCGCGAAAUACGGAAAUGACGCGCAGAAGAAGCAGUGGUUGACGCCGCUGCUGAAUGGCGACAUCCGCUCGGCGUUCGUGAUGACCGAGCGCUUCGCCGCCUCGUCCGAUGCGAAGAACAUCAACCUCGAGAUCAGGCGCGACGGGAAUGAAUACAUCCUCAACGGCACGAAGUGGUGGUCGUCUGGGGCUGGGGACCCCAGAUGUAAACUAUACCUCGUCAUGGGGAAAUCCGACGCACAGAACGCAGACCCGUACAAACAACAGUCCGUCGUCCUCGUCCCCCACGAUACCCCCGGCGUCACCGUUGAGCGUGCGCUCAGCGUCUUCGGCUACGACGAUGCCCCACACGGCCACUGCGAAAUCAGCUUCAAGAACGUUCGCGUCCCGGUCUCCAACAUCCUGCUCGGCGAGGGCCGCGGAUUCGAGAUCAUCCAGGGACGUCUAGGCCCCGGCCGAAUCCACCACUGCAUGCGCUCCAUCGGUGUGGCGUCUGUCGCCCUCGACCUCAUGAUCCUCCGCAUCAGUGAUCCCUCGCGGAUGACGUUUGGAAAGGUCCUUUCGCAGCACGGCACAAUCCUGGACUGGGUUGCGAAGUCGCGCCUCGAGAUCGAUGCUGGCCGUCUGUUGGUGCUUAAUGCGGCCGACCAGAUCGACCGCACCGACGCAAAGGGCGCAAUGAAGGAUAUCUCCAUGGCGAAGAUCUAUGUGCCCUCAAUGGCCCUCGGUGUUAUCGAUAGAGCCAUUCAGGCCCAUGGUGCCGCCGGUGUCUGUCAGGACUUUCCCCUGGCGAGGAUGUGGGCACAUAUGAGGACCAUUAGGAUCGCGGAUGGACCUGAUGAGGUCCACCUUAACCAGCUGGGUAGGGUGGAGAUGAAGAGAGUUGCAGAGCUGUUAGUAUUCACUUAUCCCGCAAUUGUUUGGCUACAUGACUGA